Messenger RNA from Lindgomyces ingoldianus, 1096 nucleotides. Its product is annotated as mitochondrial carrier protein-like protein. The transcript is spliced from 3 exons. Gene Ontology annotation, molecular function: S-adenosyl-L-methionine transmembrane transporter activity. Lineage: Eukaryota; Fungi; Ascomycota; Dothideomycetes; Pleosporales; Lindgomycetaceae. The coding region runs from base 23 to 1096 and encodes 357 amino acids. Gene Ontology annotation, cellular component: mitochondrial inner membrane. The record is from RefSeq and is a predicted model, not a curated record.
CUUCGUCAUUCAGCAAUUACAUAUGCCAGGGAACUCUAAUACCGACAUUCUUCUCGCCGGCGCCAUCGCAGCAUUCGCAGUCGAUCUACUCGUCUAUCCACUCGACACUCUGAAAACUCGGUUCCAGGCCCCGGAAUAUGCAGGACUGUAUACCAAUGCAAAGACAGGGAAGCCGAAUCCCGUGUUGUUCCGCGGGUUGUAUCAGGGUGUGGGUAGUGUGAUUAUAGCGACUUUACCUUCAUCAGGAGCAUUCUUCACCACAUACGAACGUACAAAAUCCUUCUUAGUCCACCUCAACCCCUCUAUAUCUACCCACCCAAACGGCCUCAUCCCAACUCCAAUUCUCCACGCAGCAGCUUCCUCCAUUGCCGAACUCGUGUCCUGCGCCAUACUCACCCCUGCUGAAGUCAUCAAGCAGAAUGCCCAAAUGGUGUCAGCUAGCUCCACUACAAACGCCACCAUCCAGACACUCUCUAAGUUCAAGUCGAAUCCUUUGGCUCUGUGGAGAGGUUACACAGCACUCGCGGGUAGGAACCUACCAUUCACAGCACUGCAGUUUCCGAUGUUUGAGAGACUGAGGGAGAGGAUUAGAGGGUACAGGGAUAGGCAAGGGGAGUCGACGGGGAGUUUGCUCGAGAGCGGGAUCAUCACAGCGAUUAGUGCGGGGACAGCUGGCGCUGCAGCGGCGGUGAUAACAACACCUGUAGAUGUGGUUAAGACACGGAUUAUGCUCUCAGCGGCUGAGGACGCCGUUAAAGAAGCUUCGUUGGCACAAAAGAACGUGCAGAAGGGUGAAUCAGAGGGGUUAGUCGAUGCGUUUGGGAAAUCGAUGCAGUCUUCGAAAGAUACGGCGAAGAGUGCGGUGAGGUCGUUGAAUCCGUUGCUGAGUCCGGGGGAAAAGGGAAAGCAGAGUGCUUGGAAGAUCGGAAAGGAGAUUGCAAGGGAAAAAGGAGUAAGAGGGUUGUGGAGAGGAGGUGCGUUAAGAAGCUGUUGGACGAUGUUGGGGAGCGGGUUGUACCUGGGGGUGUAUGAGAGUGGGAGGAUUUAUUUGGCGAGGAGAAGGGGAGAGAAUAUUGACGGGGGGGAAUUGUUCUGA